AUGCUUCCUCGCCGCCACGGAAGCUACGUGCUGCGGGCGUACGACGAGGCAUGUGAUGACGGGCCAUGCCGGCGGCUGGAGGAGCGGGCGACGCAGGGCUCGGCCGCCGUCCGCGUCGCCUUUGUCCACGCUUCGCACUUUGCGGCCAAGGCCCGCCAGUUUGAGGACGCCGUCAUCGUGGUCGCUGCGCCAGAUAACGGCGGGGAUGCCGUCGGCGUUGUCUCGGCCGCCAUCAAGCGCGUAUAUCUCUCCGGCACACCUGUCCUGGCUGGUUACGUCUUUGAUCUCCGCGUCGAGCCCGCCCACACCCGCCGCGGCCUGGCCACCGCACUCAUGGACGCCAUCGAAGAUGGUCUGGCCGCCCGCGGCAUCGACGUCGUCUAUCUUACCGUCAAUUCCAACAACCACGCCGCUCGUGCCCUCUACGCCCGUCGCAGCUACUCGAUCCUCUCGCAGCGCGCGCUGAGUGUGCUCCUGCUUCUGCCGGAGUCGAUCCGCGCCCCGCGCCCGCCGCCGAGCCUCGUCGUCGUUGACGGCCGCGGCUUCCGCAAGGUGUACGACGCCUACUACGGCGCCGAGGUUGGUGCCGACUUUGCGCUAGUCGAUCCCGAGCCCCUCCUGAACUCGCCGUACUUUCUCGAGGGGUACACCCUCACUGAUGAGACCAGCGACUCGUUUGCGGCGCUUGCGCUGUUCAACGGCAACGGGCUCACCUCGCUCUCCAUCGAGCGUCUGCUGCUGCCGAUGUGGCUGUGGCGCCACAACGCGAUGCAAAUCCUCCUCGCCCUUCUCCACCUUUGGAUUGUGGCUAGUGCUAUCAACUGGUUCUGGGCGAGCGGGAGUCUGUGGCGGCUGGUCGGCGCCGCCGCUAUCCUAGCCGACGCUGCCGCUCUCUAUGCCGGCUACUUUGUCCUCUCGCGUCUACAGGCCGGUCACUGGCGGGCGCGGUUCAUUGCGCCUGUGGCAUCUGGCCCGCGUGGGCAAGAGCUGUUAGCCGCGCUGGUCAAGGUCGGCCGUGUCCGUGCCCACGCCCGCGGAUUCGCCCUUGUCAUCUGCAACAUGACGCCCGACGACGUGCUGCACGCUGUGCAUGGCCCGCAACGCGUUCUUUGACCCUCGCGAGAUUUAGUGUGCGCCAAGACGAGCUACGGCUCGGGAAGAACCGGGAGCCUGCGGAGAAGCAGCGAUGUGGCCGGCUCGGGGGUCGAGUACGCGGC
Messenger RNA from Thecamonas trahens ATCC 50062, 1217 nucleotides. RefSeq lists its product as uncharacterized. Gene Ontology annotation, molecular function: acyltransferase activity, transferring groups other than amino-acyl groups. The record is from RefSeq and is a predicted model, not a curated record. The coding region runs from base 1 to 1113 and encodes 370 amino acids. The transcript is spliced from 2 exons. NCBI's taxonomy places the organism in Eukaryota, Apusomonadida, Apusomonadidae.